This is a messenger RNA of Cygnus olor (mute swan), 693 nucleotides long. It is a transcript of the gene LRRC46, whose product is annotated as leucine rich repeat containing 46. The transcript has 5 exons. The record is from RefSeq and is a predicted model, not a curated record. NCBI's taxonomy places the organism in Eukaryota, Metazoa, Chordata, Aves, Anseriformes, Anatidae. Gene Ontology annotation, molecular function: protein binding. Bases 26 to 679 code for a protein of 217 amino acids.
CCCGCGCCCCCCCGGUGCCCCCGCCAUGGCCGGGCGGGACCGGGCCCGGCCCGGGGCUGAGCUCGGCGGCCUGCAGGGGGUUCACGGCCUCGGCCUGCGGCCGAACCGAAUCGAGAAGAUUGAGAACCUGGGCUGCUUUCCCAGCCUGCGACCAGCCCGUCACCUGGCGGGGGCCGCAGCGCCCACCCCUGCUGUCCCUGUGCUCCGCAGAUUCCUCUCCCUGGCUGGGAACUGCAUCCGCAAGGCGGAGAACCUGCGGCCUCUGCAACACUUGCGUUUCCUGGACCUGUCCCAGAACCAGAUCCAGACGCUGGACCCAGAUGAGCCGCCCCGCAGCCUCCGGCUCCUGGACUUAACGGGAAACGCGUGCACCCGGCAGCCCGGGUACAGAGAGCCGGUGGUGGGAGCGCUGCCCCACCUGCUGCAGCUGGACACCCGGCCCCUCCGCGGCUGCACGGACCCUGCCCCAGGCGAGGAAGAGGAGGAGGAAGGUUCUUCCAGCAGCGAGGACGACGAGGAGCUGUUCUCUGAGCCAAGUGCCCCCUUCACUGCAGACAAAGGUGCCCGGGCAGAAGCAGGACACACGGCUUGUGUGGGGGACAAGCAAGCCAGUCCCCCUGUCCCCAGGGGUGGCAGCAGGGGCAGGGGGCUCGGGUGGCCGCGCCAGGCCCCCCUGUGAUUCUCCCCCCUCCC